Messenger RNA from Phalacrocorax carbo (great cormorant), 2765 nucleotides. Lineage: Eukaryota; Metazoa; Chordata; Aves; Suliformes; Phalacrocoracidae. The record is from RefSeq and is a predicted model, not a curated record.
AUGGCUGCUAGUGAUGUCCUGGUGGCUCUGGCCCGCUCCCACUUCCACUUUGUCAUGUCCGAGCUCCAGAGCCACCUGAAGGCCAUGGGGAAGGUCCCUGAUGAGAUUGUGCUCCUCACCUUGGGCAAAAUGGCCCACAGCUACGCCCUGCAGUGCAUCCCCUUUGUGGGAAUGACGCUGCUCGCCCUGCGCGCCGUGCUGAGCCGGGUGGGGAGCGGCCGGAUCCUGUGCGCCGUCUGCAGUGUUCUGGAGCAAUGGUCGAAAGGAGUCAAUACGUACUUUGGCAAGCGGGAGCAAUGCUCCUUCCCUCGCAAAGGGGCAGCGGCACGGUUCUCUGAAGCCAUUUACCCGGUCUUCUGCUAUGUGGUGGAAAAUUGGCUGGACUGCAGGGAGGAAGAGGCCAAGCAGGCUGUCCUCGGGGCGGUGGCUGCCAUGAUGAGUGUCCUUCUGCAUGAGGAGCAGCACCGCGAGCAUGCCUGGGAGCAGCUCCUCUGGCUCCUGCACCAAUAUGGGGAGGUCCGAGACCCCUCCCGGGUCACCAAGAGCCUCAGCUAUGUCCUGGAGACGCUGGAGGGAGUUCAGACCCCAGUCCCACGGGGCACGGCUCUUGCCAUCAGCACUGCUGUGCACCGCCAGCUCUCUGAUGUGACCAAAGAGCCGGGCCCGGCCCAUAAGGCAGUGCUGUCCCGCUGUGUCGUGCUGCAGGCACAAAUGUACGCCGAGGAGACUGUCGCGUUUCUACGCUCCCAGCUGAGCGGUGGGAGUGAGGCCGGUCGCGUGGCAGCCGUGGGCCUGCUGGCAGUGCUGGUCCGCUCUGACGCACCUGCGACGAGAGAGAAGCUGCCCCAGGUGGUGGAGGCUGUGGGGUCAGUGUGCGAUGACCCCAGUGCCCAGGUGCGGAGGGCAGUUCUGGAGUUCAUCAGGGAGCUGCUCAGCUCUGUCGGCCAGAGCUGCUGGGCAUGGGAUGUGGUGGGGCACAUCUUCACGGAGUUCAGCCGGACCUCGGGCAGACUGGUGGCAGGAGGCCUUUUUCCCUGGGAAACCCAGGAGGAUGGAGCUCUUCGAGCCCUGUGCAUGGACAUCCUGGGCUCGCUGGAUGUCUCUCUGAGAGGGAUGACACGACUCCUGUGGCCGAGGCUGCUGCAGUAUGUCGUGCCAGCCCAGUACAGUGGCAUGCUGGUCCCGCUCUCCCACUGCCUCCAAGCCCUAGUUGAGAGACGGGAGAGAGCAGGGUGCAAGGAAGAAGAGGAGGAGCCAGAUGCCACAGAGUCCCAGGAGCAAGCCCAGCUGCCGGCUCCCCAGGCCCUCUUGGCUCGACUGCUGGUGGUGGCCGCAGCUCCUUACAGGAGUGGCGAACGCGCAGUCGCUGCCUUGCAGCUGCUGCAGGCCCUCCACGGCAGGAUCCACCGAGCCUUGGGGGCGGUGUGGGCAACCGAGGUCCCCCUCCUGCUGCAGUACCUGGAAGGAAGAACUGAGAGCUCCCUGGACUCUGCAGAGUGGGAGCACCGUGUGCUUAAGUUCCUGCGAGCCUCACUGGAGCCCAUCGAGGACAAGGCGUGGACCGUGGGCCUGAGCCAGGAGCUGAGCCAGCAGCUGGGCAGCUCUGCCCCCAGCUCCUGGGAGAAGCUAUUCCUGCACAAGGCUCUUGGGACGGCGCUGGCAGGUUGUCAGGACCUCAGACACGUCCAAAGGCAGGUGCUGAGGUUCCUCCAGGAGACAAACCCUGUGGAGUUGUCUGAGGUCCAGGGAAUGAUUUCUGUUGUGGCCCGUGCUGCCGAGGAGCACUUCCACCUGGUUUUAGACACGGUGACCAUGUUCUCUGCUGCUCUCACCAGAGACUGGUUCUAUCAGACUUCCAUGGGCUGGAAGGUAAAGGAUCCAGGAUUUUGUUUGCUUUUCCUUUUUUUGGCCUUCUUUCCACUUCUACGGCUGCAGCAGGUACGGCAGCAGCACACUACGGAGCGAGCUCAGGCCACUUGCGCUGUUCUCAUGCGCACCUACAGCGGCAUCGCACGGCAUGCCCCCAAGGAGCAGCUGCUCAGCCACGUGGAUAAAGAAAUCAUGGUCAACAUCCUGCGGCUCUCCACAGCCAAACAGAGGGCAUCGCAGCUCAAGCUCGCCCUGGUGCAGAGCAUCACCGAGGUCAGCUGUGCCAUCCAGGCUGUGGGCGACUGCGGCAGCUUUGAGCUCUCCUUAAAGCAGGAGGCGACGCGGACCCUGCUGGACUGGAUAAAGCGGGAGCCCUGCGACUCCCUGGUGUAUGGAGUGUUUCAGGCCCUGGAGGAGUUGAGCAAGCUGCGGCCACCUCUGAGUAGGGAGGAAAGUCGCAAGCUGCUGUCAGUGUGCUGCCAGAGCGUCUUGUCCUGUCCUUCCAAGGCGCGGAUGAACAGGGGAAGGAAGACAGUGAGGGCAGCUGUGAACAUGCAGCUUCUGCACAGGAGAGGCUUGGAAGAUCUGGGCCAUCUCAUGGGAACCCUUCUGGAGGCAGAGGAGACCUCUGUCUGCUUUGACGACAUGGUCCACGUCCUGAAGGGCUGGCUCACCUCGGCCAAAGAAUGGGAGCGGGAGAGAGCCCUGCACGUUUGCGCCCACGUGCUGGGAGCUUGCAAGGAGCGAUUUGAGCUCAUGGUGAGUAGGGACCCCUCUGCGUGCCCUGGUGCCCCCUUCCCACGGUGAUUCCUGGCCCCGGAAGGGAGCCCUGCCCAAGCAGAUACUGGGUUUUGGGGCUCCUGGGAUUAUGGGACAGCCCUUCUGCCUGGCCCUCU